This is a messenger RNA of Merops nubicus (carmine bee-eater), 995 nucleotides long. RefSeq names its product Rab geranylgeranyltransferase, beta subunit (gene RABGGTB). The record is from RefSeq and is a predicted model, not a curated record. Gene Ontology annotation, cellular component: CAAX-protein geranylgeranyltransferase complex. Gene Ontology annotation, molecular function: CAAX-protein geranylgeranyltransferase activity. Gene Ontology annotation, biological process: protein geranylgeranylation. Lineage: Eukaryota; Metazoa; Chordata; Aves; Coraciiformes; Meropidae.
UCUUACGACAAUGGCCUGGCACAAGGAGCUGGACUAGAAUCUCACGGUGGCUCUACAUUUUGUGGUAUUGCAUCUCUGUGUUUGAUGGGUAAACUGGAGGAAGCUUUUUCAGAAAAAGAACUGAACAGAAUAAGAAGGUGGUGUAUAAUGAGACAGCAGAAUGGCUACCAUGGACGACCCAACAAACCUGUAGACACUUGCUAUUCCUUUUGGGUGGGAGCAACAUUGAAGCUCUUGAACAUAUUCCAAUAUACAAAUUUUGAGAAAAACCGAAAUUACAUCCUGUCAACUCAAGAUCGCCUUGUUGGGGGAUUUGCUAAGUGGCCAGAUAGCCAUCCAGAUGUUUUACAUGCCUACUUUGGGAUCUGUGGCUUGUCAUUAAUUGGAGAACCUGGUAUCUGCGAAGUUCAUCCUGCCCUGAAUGUAAGCACAAGAACCUCAGAGCGCCUUCACCAGCUUCAUCAGAUCUGGAACAAGGACUCUAAACAGUACGCAGACAACACAGAGUUCUCUACAUGACUGAUUUAGUCUUGAAUUUAGUUCUGGUAGCAUAAUUGUAGCCCAAGGUCAAAAGCCAUGUAUAACCAAUGUGCUCUUGUAAGUGCUGGAGUCGUACAAUCAGAUCUGUGUUGCUGGCAUCAUUCUGAUAGGGAGUUACCUGCAGCAGGUGAUUCUGCAUUGUGAAAAAAGGAAAUAUUUUGAUUGUGUAGAAGUUUGUCACCACAGACUGUAAAUGGCUCCUCAAAUGGCUUCUAAGAAAUCCCUUGAGGCAUUUAAACUUCAUUUUUAUUUUAUUUUUUUAAAUUUGUGCAUACUGUGUCGAAAUAUAUAAUGGGAAAGUAUUUUCAAAAUCUGUUUAUAUAGCAUACAGUAUAGCACAGAACCUUGGAGUUCUUUAUGAUCAUAAUGUUUGACCUAUUUUUGGGUAGAGAAUCGCCCAUAUUAAGUCUCAGUUAAAGAUUACCUUUUACUGUGCUUUCAGAUUCCAUAAACUU